Gymnodraco acuticeps is the source of this 3836-nucleotide messenger RNA. RefSeq names its product coiled-coil domain containing 85A, like (gene ccdc85al). Bases 438 to 1826 code for a protein of 462 amino acids. The record is from RefSeq and is a predicted model, not a curated record. Lineage: Eukaryota; Metazoa; Chordata; Actinopteri; Perciformes; Bathydraconidae. The transcript is spliced from 4 exons.
CUCUGUAUGUUUCUAUCGUGCACACAGCAGACUCUCCCCUCUCUCCCUCGUAGUGUGCUGGACCUACAGGCGGCAGGUGUGUGCAUCCACUGUCCGCGGAAGCUUUUCUCACUUAUUUGGGACCGAUUUUGGAUACAAAACCGAGACGAUAACUCACACUGUAAGCACUGUAUAAUGUGGCUGUGAGGAUGUUGCAGUGAUAGACAGCAGAGCAGCUUCCCCACUGUAUCGCGCUCAGCCGGCAUCGUCAGCUGUUGCUCUAGCCGAGAGUGGAAGUGUCGCGAGCGAACUGAACAAAAAAGGCCAAACUAUGCGACUGACUUUCUGCCGGUAACCGUUUUACACCUCAAGUCGACCAGGGAGCGGAUGCGAGCAGACGUUGCCAACGAGCCUCGGACUAUUUUCUGCUCUUUGUCGGUGCCGGAGGAGCCGUGCCAAUGGAGAAAGCAACUCCGCCGCCGCCCCAGCCCCAGCUCCAGCUGUCGAUAGCGAAGACGGAAAGUCCGGCGGAGGACGUCUCCGGCCUGACCGACGAGGAGCUGCUCAAGUGGGGCAAGGAGGAUCUGGUGCGGCGGCUGAGGCGGUCCGAGGCCGACAAGAUGAGCGUGAUUCUGGACCACGGGAAUCUCAUCCGAGAGGUCAAUCGCAGCCUCCAGCUGCACUUGAACGAGAUCAGGGGGCUGAAGGAUAUUAACCAGAAGCUGCAGGAGGACAACCGCGAGCUGCGGGACUUGUGCUGCUUCCUGGAUGAUGACCGCCAGAAAGGCAAGCGUGUAUCCAGGGAGUGGCAGCGCUUAGGACGCUACAGCGCCAGCAUCAUGCGCAAAGAGGUGUCCCUCUACCUCCAGAAACUCAAGGAGCUGGAGCUUCGGCAGGAGGAGGUCAUCCGGGAGAAUUUGGAGCUGAAGGAGCUCUGCCUGCUGCUUGACGAGGAGAAGGGGGUGGUAGGUGGAGGAAGUGGCGGUGGCGGAGGAGGAAGCAUAGGGGGAGGGAGUGUAGGGAUGGGAGGGUGCCGCAAUUCCAUCGACAGCCAGAGUAGUCUGCUGCUGGUGCCCGGGCAGGGGCUCCUGAUGAGAGACGUGGGGGACGGGAGCAGCACCUCCAGCGCAGGAAGUGCUGACAGCUCGGAUCACCUUCACCACAAGCAGCCUCACCUGGCUCCAGGGGUGGGUGGGGUUGGGAGCGGUGGAGAGAAAGGGAGCCCGGAGCUGGUGCACAAACCCAGGUGUAGCAGCAUCAGUGGAAUAGGAGGCGGGGGAGACAGAGAUGUGUCCAGCCCUGAACACCCUGUUGGACGCCACAGGAGUACCAGCCUGGAGUACCCGUACACCCUGCCCCAGCUCUGUCGCCCCCGCUGCGGCUCCAUAUCCGUGACUGACCACAGUCGAGUCAUGCGGGGCCUCAGCCCGGAAAAAUACGGGCGGAACGUGGGCCGACGCAGUCCGGAGCAGCACCCCAAGCACCACACCUCUGACCUGCUCCUGGGCCAGAGGCAGCACUUCCUGGGUCAGGGGGGCAGCGGGGAGCUCUAUCAGAGGCACCACAGGAGCAGCAUCAGCAGUUUGGGCUGCGGGAGCCCCGAGCCCAGGCAGGCACAUUUAGGGGCCCCAGAGCACCACGAAAAGGGAUGCGUGGUCCAGGGGGGCAGCCCUGAAUCUCAUAGGCACCAGUACAGUCUGAGCCCCGACCAUGUGAAGUUCGGCAGCCCGGUGAGAGACGGGCAGAGGAGGCCGGCUGGAGACGAGCUGUCGCCAAACCAUCGGGGCAUCUACAAUGGCAUGAAUGGUAACUUUGAUAUCAGCCGGCUGCUGCACCAACAACUGUAGAAAUGUCAAGCUAUGGGACAGCUUUGAUGCAUCCUCUUGACCCACACCUGACCAGCUAGGCUCCUCAUACGGAGGGGGGGUCACAGUGGUCCAGCCCUCCUGCGUCUCUGGCCUUGAUAGAAACGAGGACCGCCGGACGCCUUCCUCCAGGACUGAGAACGGUCCGUCCUCCAUGGCCUCUUCCAUGCCCUGAAACUGACUGCCUCCAUGUUUUCAUUUCUACAUAUCGAGAGUUUGAGAGACACGGGGGGAGUUUUGGUGGAAAUGCUAUUAGUACGGUUGGUAAAACUCACGAAGACUGCCGCAGCUAAAUGGAUUAAAGUGGAUAUCUCUCCCUUCCAACUGUGACGUGGCUACCUCCUGGACAGUACCCAGAAAAAAGGGGAGAGACGCUGGGGGUGGGUGAGAGAAGAUGUAAAGGACUGCACUGUAUGUGCCACUACCCUCUGUUUACAAAUGUUACACCAUUGGUGGAGAAGCACAUAAAUGAAACUUUCUAUACCCUGCCGGAUUCAUUUCCCCUCCCUGUUUAUCCGCUCUCUGCCUCCCUUCCUUCAUCUUCAGAGUGUGUAAUGGGACUGGUGUAAUCUAAUGUUCUGUCUCUUGCUCUCCACAUACAGCGGAUCACGUGAUUGCCAAUGUCUUUAACGUUUUCAGCCAUUUCAACUGAAUUUAAAAACAAAAGCAUAUUUGUCAAAGAUGUUCUAGCAAAGAAAAGAAAAAAACCUCUUCCUGUGUCUUAAACCGAGAUGGUCAUCAUUACUAGCUGCUGACAGAUGUUCUAGUUCUAUAAGAUGCAAUGUUCAGGUGUAACUUUUCUUUUUUGUAUUAUCUUCUUUACUCCCUUGUAGCGCUAUAUUGAAGCUGGGGAGAAGAUUAUACAUAUGUUGUUUUUUACAAGGAAGUAAAGUCCAAGUAAAAAGUAGAUUAUUGGAUUAGUUUUCUAUAUAUCUAUAUAUAUAAUAAAAUAUAAUAUGAUUAUUAUUUUUUGACUUACUGGUAUUAGAACUAUUAUAUGAAAAUGCAUAUGAUAUAUCUAUCAAAUAAUAAACAGACUUCUUUAUGUAAAAGUGUAUCACUUGUUUAAGGUUUUAUUUCAGUGAACUAAAAUGACUUGAGUGCGUGCAGCAUUGACCCUGCAGCCAAAGGUCUCAUUGGAGUGGUGUAAAGCCCAUAAAAAAAAUCUAUAAAUCAACCACAAUGACAAAAAAAGGUGAAGAAUAAGUUGUUUAUCAGUUGUUGCAAUAUCUGUGCUGAAGAAUAAACCAAUUUCACUAAGUGCUAUUAAAAAAACAAGACAUUCUGAUGAAGUUAAACAUUAAAGCUCGAGCAAAAACACAUCCUGACCACCACAUGGUAAACAUCACAUGUUGCCGUGUCUCAUCCUGUCAGUUGGGAGACAAUAGAGUCAAACAGGAAAACAUUUCCUGUUAAGUCACGGGGACUUCCUGUUCGCCCGUCACCUUCCCUCACAUCCUGACCAACAGGCUAAAUCCAGUUGUGCUCCAACAUCUGCUACGCUACUAAGGACUUCCGACACACCGUGUGUGUGUUUAGUAUUUGGUCAAAUGGCAACGCUGAAAAUGUAUUUUCCACCAAAAUCAAUGCGCAAGUUAAUUUCUUUACUUUAAAAAUCCACAAUCACACCCAUUUCGCUGGCACCAAAUGUAUUUAUUCCUAAUGAAUACGUUAAUCUUUACAAACAGGUAAUACAUAUUGUGUUUAUUUUUAAAUAAUGACUGAAUCAUUUCCGUAAAAAGCUGGGCACUGUUGUUUUUAGAAAACAAUACUACAAGAGUAACUAGCGCAUUCAUUGGGGACUAUUUCCAGCUGCGGAUUAAUGCACAUUGGGUAUUUAUUUGGUCUAUUUGCUUGAUUUGAAAUGAACUAGUUCCCAUGUUUCUUUUUAAUGAGAGAACAUGUAACGCAGUGCAAGUGUGGCUUUUUUGUUUGUAUGUUUAAGCACAAAAACAGAGCUCUGCAGCACAGAGCAGUAAGAUUCAGGCUUUG